This is a messenger RNA of Cydia amplana, 3543 nucleotides long. RefSeq lists its product as uncharacterized. The transcript is spliced from 3 exons. The record is from RefSeq and is a predicted model, not a curated record. Lineage: Eukaryota; Metazoa; Arthropoda; Insecta; Lepidoptera; Tortricidae. The coding region runs from base 1 to 3543 and encodes 1180 amino acids.
AUGAAUCUGAAGCCAGUCAAACAACAUGAGGAUACUGAACAGAUGACCAAUGAAAAGUGUAAAGCGAAUGAAACAUGUGAAGAAAUAACUAACGAAGAACACGCGUCACAUGAUAAAACAAUAAAGAUUAGACCUGCAAAAUGUUAUGGACAUAACGAACCAAAAUCGAACUUAGAAAAUAACGUAUGCGAAGCAGAAAAGAAGCUGGAAGAACAUAUAUUGCCUGGAAAACCAGAAAUAAGCAAAGUACAAUAUGAGCAAGUAAUAAAUGAUGCACCUACAAAACUACAAAUACCGAGCGACCCAGAAAUAAGUCAAGUACCUCGUGAAGAAAUGUGUGAUCGUCAUACGCAAGAUGGAAGCAAAAUGCAAGAAAAUCGAGAUGCAAACAAAAAAGCAGAUGAACUCUUAACAAGUGAAUAUGUUCUAGAUAAAACAAUUGGGAAUAAAAUAAGUAAAAACCAAAAAACAUGCCAAGUCGUUGAUGAAACAGCACCAACUGAAGCAAACACUGAGCCAGAAACCUUGGAAGAUCAAGAUUCCGCAAAUGAAGUAUUAAAUACAGAAAGAGCUAUCAAAAUACUAGAUAAAACAACACUAAGCACAACAAACGAGGCGCAAGAAUCGACACAAGUACAACAUGCCAAAGUUCAAAACAGGCAAAUAAAAAGCAAAGUAUGUGAUAAACAAGAAACAAACAAACUAUAUGAAGAGCAAACAACACUCAAUAGAGAAGACGAAGAAGAAGAAACACGCCAAGUAAGCGGUGAACAAACUACAACUGAAUCACACAGCAAGCAAGGAACAGAUCAGGAGGAAAAACAAAAUGAUGACCGUGAAGAUCCAGGUGCAGAUAACUUUGAUAAUUCAAACAGGAUCUGUGGGAGUGUAGAUGUUGCAUCAGAAACUAUUAGCACCGCGGCUAUACCCAACCAAACAACCAAAAACUCUAGAAAUAAAAGGAAAUCAAGUACCAAUAGUGAUACAAGAUGCAAUGAGGAUGAAGAAAGAUGUGACAGUGACGAAAGUUCAUCUUACGGUGGUCAUUCGUAUAAACCGAGUGAAUCAAGCGACGACGAAGACGAUGAUAAAAGAGAUGGUGAAGGCACAUCUACUGAUAACAAUGCUUACACUACAAGCAAACGUCAAAGUUACGCUUUCAUAUGUGAGUUAUGUAAUCAAAUAUUAUAUUCUGAUUAUGCUAGACGAAAACAUAGGAUUCGUCAACAUCCAAAUAUGCAAGGUAGGCCAAUAUUCAAAAAAAUUAAAAAGUUUGCACCGAAGGGCAAGGCAUCGAAGUCAAAUAACGAAAGCAAAAGUGACACUGAUAGAGUCACUAACGUUGGAAAGGUCAAUAGCACAAGGGGCGGUAAAGUUAUUAAACGUUGCAAUGCUAAUAAAUGUAAUAAUAGUGAAAAUGCCAGCGAUAGUGACUGGAGUACGGUUAGUAAUUCUGAUUGUGUUGAUGAAAGCUCUACUAGAGAACGAAAAGCCCACAAAAAUAAAAAAUGUACAGAGAAUACAGAAACAGUUAGUGAAAAUGAAAUUAUAAAAGCAGCAUCUGAUUACUUAGUAAGAAUGAGAAAAAAACGCACCACAAAGCUCUUUGAUGCUGAACGUCAAGGCUCGCGUGCAGUUGCUAUUAAAGAAAACGCUGAAAGUGAAGAAUAUGAUAGUGAUUGGAACUAUUCAAUAAUUACUAGUAGUAGUACUGAUGAAAGUGCAGAUAGUAGUCUAAAUACAAGCUUCGUCGUUGAAACUGAUGAUGAAAUGGAGGAAGAUUAUGAUAGUCAGAAAACGGAUGUCGGGGAAAGUAAUGAUGACAGUAAUUUAACCACUGACGAAGAAGACCUAUCAGUUAGUAACAAUAAAACCCUAAACACAUCCAUGCGCACAAGUAAGAAAAGGAAACAACGUUUAUUAAAGUAUGUUAAUCAUUCAGCUGAUACCGAUGAAACAGAUGGCGAUCAGCAAGUAGCAAGCGAAGGAAGUGACAACGAACUAUUAACAGAUAACGAUAAUCAGUGUGAUAAUAAUGAAAUUGUUUCAAGAAACUUCGGAGAAGAAAGGUUUAGUGACGAUGAAAUUAUAAAAGUGUCUGAGAAUACCCGUAAAAAGAGGAAAGAACGCAUGUCGACUCUAUUUGACGAUGAUAUUGAAAUUUUAGCACAAAAUAACGACGGCAAUGAACAAGAACCAAAUAAUGAAACAAACAAUUUAACUAAUCAUAUUAUUCCUGUCGUCGAUAAAAGUGGCAGUGAAGAAGUUAAAAUUAAUAAAAGUUAUGAGGAAAGACCUGAUUUGAGAAUAGGUGAAAAUGAUGAUGAAAACUUUAUAAACGUACGAGACGACCAAGCACAAAGUAAAAAACUAUACUGUAAUACAAAUGAUAGGGAUUGUGAUAUGGAACCAGCGAUUGAAUCUAUCAAUACUACAGUGGUUAGCACACAGAAUAACACUAGUGAAUCAAGCCACGUGAAACUCCGCGACGAUGAUCGCCACGAGAUAGACCUGAUUGACUGUCUUCUUAAGGAGUACACUACUGCUGAUCAACGAAAUGAUUCAUGUGCCAAUAAAGAAAAGGACGGUGAAGAUGACAAAGAACCUGAAAUGCAUAACGAUCAAAUAGGAGACAACAUUGACAAUCAACCUUUACUUCCCCCUGAAAUAAACAAUUGCUUAGAAAAUAUACAAAUCACUAAUGAAGAUUCAGAGAUCUUAAGUUCAUUAGAUAAUGCAGUUCAACAAAUGUCGAUUGAUACAGAUUCAAAUGUCAAUAGAGAGGUGACAAAAGAUGAAUUAUUAUCACAAAAUACCAAUGACAAUAUAGAUACUAUAGAAGAAAAUCUGAAUACAAAAAGCAUAGCAGAUAAUUCGGCACAAAUAAUGUCUACUGCUGACGAUGUCAAUUUAAAAAAAGACUUCAAUAAGAGAGAUAGUGAAACAAACCUGGAUAUUUCUAAAGGGCAUUUAAUAAACAAAAGUACGGUAGAUAAUACAACACAAAUAGGAUCUAAUGUUGAAGAUUUAAAUAUUAAACAAGAUAUGCUAAAAAAUGAAGUAUCUUCACAAAAUACUAUUGAAGAGGAUAUACAAGAAUACACAAAAGCUUUUGAAGAACAUUUGGAGACUGCAGGUUCGGAACAAUUAUUGGCUAUUGAUGAAGACUUAAAUAUUAAGAAAGAAAUGUUAAAAGACGAAUCAUUUUCACAGAAUACUAAUAAAGUUAAAGAUAAUCAAAACAGUCUACAUAUUGAAGAAAUAGAGAACAUUAAAGAAAAUCCAACACAAACGAUGUCUUCUAAUGAAGACUUAAAUGUUCCAAGUCAAUCGUUAAGACCACAAGUAAAUAAUGAAGAGGAAAAUUUGAAAAACGACAAUGUUGUUAAAGAUAAUUUAGCAAUCGAAAGAGAAAUAUCUAAAGUUGUGGAGCCUGAAGAUGAUAUUGUUAUAGAAGUGAUAGAAGUCUCGGAUGAUGAUGAUGAUGUCGAAUUUGUUGGAGAAGAUGUAAAUGAUCAAAGAUUCAUUCGACGCCGUCCGUAA